CUCAACCUCGCCUCACAAACCAACUACACACAACCCACACCACCUCCGGACUCUCUCAUUACACGCCUCAACCCGCUCAAAACCACACAGCCUCCAACAGAAAUGAGCAACAAAGACUCCGCCUACGGCGGCGCGCCCGCCUCGGACACAGCCUUCCGCAAGACCUGGGACCGGGACGAGUACGCAAAGAAGGCGGCGGCGGAGGAGACGCGGCGCAAGGAGGAGGCCAAGGCGCGGUACGAGGCGAAGCUGCUGGGCAAGAAAUGGCAUGCGCCCGUGGACUACAGCACGCUGGAGGCGACGACGUCGCGCACGCAGCGGCUGGACGUGGCCUCGAUGGUCGGCAAGACGACGAUGGUGGCGGCGGGGGCGGCGGUCGGGAAGCGCGGCCGCGGGGCGGGCUUCUACUGCGCCGACUGCGACCUCACCUUCAAGGAUAACCUGCAGCUCGUGGAGCAUCUGAACAGCAAGCAGCAUCUGCUGGCGACGGGCCAGAGCGGGGAGGUCGCCGUCGCGACGGUGGAGGAUGUGCGGCUGCGGCUGCGCAUGCUGGCGCAUCGGAAGCGGGAGCGCGAGGAGGAGGAACGGCGCGCCUGGCAGUUGGAUCUUGGGGAGCGGCUGAAGGAGCGCGAGGAGCUGGAUGCCAAGGAGCGCGAGGAGAAGCGGCGGAAGCGGAAUGAGAAGCGGCGGAAGGGGGGCGAGAAUGGCGUGAAGCAGGAGGAGGAGAGCUGGGAGGGUCGGUUGGGGAUCAUUGCAUAGACUGAGGUUGGGGGGCUAAGGAAGGAUG
Molecule: messenger RNA, 787 nt
Organism: Aspergillus aculeatus ATCC 16872
Lineage: Eukaryota; Fungi; Ascomycota; Eurotiomycetes; Eurotiales; Aspergillaceae
Product: U4/U6-U5 snRNP complex subunit SNU23
Exons: 1
Coding region: 103-759 (218 amino acids)
Biological process (GO): mRNA splicing, via spliceosome
Cellular component (GO): spliceosomal complex; U4/U6 x U5 tri-snRNP complex
Molecular function (GO): zinc ion binding; nucleic acid binding
Source: RefSeq, a predicted model, not a curated record